Messenger RNA from Phaeoacremonium minimum UCRPA7, 2145 nucleotides. Its product is annotated as putative transcription initiation factor iif subunit alpha protein. Gene Ontology annotation, biological process: transcription initiation at RNA polymerase II promoter; positive regulation of transcription elongation by RNA polymerase II. The record is from RefSeq and is a predicted model, not a curated record. The transcript has 4 exons. Lineage: Eukaryota; Fungi; Ascomycota; Sordariomycetes; Togniniales; Togniniaceae. The coding region runs from base 1 to 2145 and encodes 714 amino acids. Gene Ontology annotation, cellular component: nucleus; transcription factor TFIIF complex. Gene Ontology annotation, molecular function: RNA polymerase II general transcription initiation factor activity; TFIIF-class transcription factor complex binding; DNA binding.
AUGGGAACGCCAGGCAGGCAGCCUGCAAGGGACCAGCAUCGCGGUUCUCUGGCGCGUUCCCCUCACUCCGUCGUCAUGAGUGCCUCUCCAUCUGGCCUGCCCAACGGGCGCAACCCACCUCCUGCUGGUGCUCCUCCACUGCGACGCAAACCCCGUACUGCCGAUCCUCUAGUCGCGCGAAAGAAGCCUGUCCAACGUCCGAGAGCCUCGGGCACAGCGCAGCCGUCGAACGGUGUCCAGAAUGGAUCUUCGCUGCCUGGCAAAGUGUUGCAGCCGAAUUUGGGCAUCAGAACUGCGACUGUAAGAGACGAUCAGAUCAAGGCAUGGCGAGCACGACGGGCCGCCAAUGGCGGUUGGUGGGAUCCAUUGCCCGCGGGGGGCGAGGAGUUUCCUCUCAUCAUCACAAAGCGAGAUAUCAAGGCUGGUAACCGGUUCCAUGUGAUGCGCUUGUCGCAGACAAAGUCUAUCAAUGACGUCGAUCCUACGAAUCCCCUACAGUUUGAGCGUCCUGUCAAUCUUCACCGACGUGAUCCUCGCCAAUUGCCGGCAGGGAGACCCAUCAAGGACGACAGCCCGACCCCGGCGCCCGCCGACGAAGCUGAGGCUGAACGGCUGGCAAAACUCAAAGCUGAACGGGAUGCUCAACGAGCUAUUGAUAUGUCGCAGAUUGCGCCCGUCGCGAAAGAUGCCAAUCCCAAAAAGCAGAACCAGAAACCAGAGAAGUCAACUGCCCAGACCUACUAUCCCAGGUCGACGGAUGCCCAAAAGAAAGAGUCGACCAUUCGCUACGAAGAGUCCAUUCCUUGGGUUCUUGAGGAUGAUUCUGAUGGGAAGAAUGUCUGGGUUGGAUCCUACACCGCACCGCUCUCAGAGUCCAACGUCGCUCUGGUCCGGGAUAACAUGGGCUUCCGUGUGAUCCCGCUAGAGAAAUACUACAAGUUCACCCACAGGCCGCCCUUCAAGACUUACACUCUGGAUGAGGCAGAGAAGAUGAUGAACAAGAAGAUGACCGCUGGUCGUUGGGUCAUGAGGGAUCAGGAGAAGGCCAAACAGGAAGCAGAGUAUGAUGAGUACAGGCGAUAUCUCCACGGCCCGUCCCGAGUCAAGCUGGAGAGCAGCACUUUUAGAGCCGCUGCAAGGUCAGAGAAGCAGGAUCAUGAUGACAUUGACAUGUCUGGAGACGAGUUUCAGGAUGAUGAUGAGAACCAGGGUCUUGAAUCCGACAAGGACGAAGAAGUGAAGGAUUCUCGCGAGCGUAUUCGUCGUGAGCAGCUGGGUGCCAAUCUUUUUGGUGACGCUGAUGAGAAUACGGUUGAGAAAGAACAAGCGGAGGAGCUCAUGGAGGAGCUAACUCGCAAAUUGCAUGGCAAGGAAACACAACGUGCCCUUGUGAAGCUCGAGAAGCACAUGGAGUAUAUGAGUGAUUCGGAGGACGGAUGGGGAGAUUCUUCGAGUGAUGACUCUGGAAAAGAAGAUGCGGAUGCUAAGAAAGAAGGUGAUGCCCAAGGGAAGGGUGAUCAGAAGUCCGGUACUGCAUCUAAGGGUACAAGUACUCCUUCUAGCAAGCAGAAGGCGGCUGAGAAUGCUAAGAAAGGCAAGUCGCUAAAGCGGCCGGGCUCUCCAAAUUUAUCUGAGUCAAGCGAGAACGAGUUGGCCCGAAAGAAGAAGAAGCAGGCCACCGGGUCAGCCGUGCCUAGUCGCUCUAGUACGCCCAUGCCGGGCCAGCAGCGUGGCAAGGCGAACGCUGGUGCCACCAGCGAUGGCGAGGGUGAGAUGUCAGAUGGCGGACGCGUCCGAAAGAUCAAGCUUGUUACUGGGACUGGUGCGAGAGGUACCCCCGUGGGGUCCAGAGCUGGAAGUCCUGCCCCGGGGCAAGGACAACGGUCUCCCGGCUCAGCGUCUCCUAAUGCAGCGGGUCCUUCGACCCCAGCAGCCGGAGGACAGGGUGGACUGGUUGAGGCUUGGGAGAUCACCCAAGCCCUUGCAGCCAAUCCACAGGGUAUCUCUGUCGGCCAACUUAUGAGGCAAUUCCAGACUCGUGUUGGCGAAGGUGAUGGCCAGAUGUCGAGGCGGGACUGGAUUAAACUGGUAAAGGACAAUGCCAAGUGGGGUGCAGACAAGCUGUUGCGCCCAAAGGAUAAAUAA